UUCAUUGUGGAAGAUGUGAGACAGAGGAUUCUUAGUGCUUCUUUAGCUAACUCUCUUAGUUCUUGUGUAUGUGCUUCUUUGACGUAUUCUUUAACUUAUCGAGGAAGAUGCUGCUCAUUGAGCACUGUCGUACUGUAUGAUUGAACUAUUUAUUUAAUAAAAAUUAUAUUUCCCUAAAUACGUGUGUAAUUUAUGCAAUCAAAUGUAAUUUAACUCAAAAUUAGAUUGAUGCCAACUGGUUUGCUCAUACUGCUACUGGUUUCCCUUUCAACUCUGCGGGAAAUUCACUUUACCCCUAUACCUUGUUCGGAUGAUCGAAUGCAUUAGAACUUUGCUCGACAAAUGCCAUUCUUGGUCACAGCUUAAGCAAAUCCAUGGCCUGUUAACGACCUCAGGUCUCUGCAAACACGACCCGUUCGCCUGGAAAAUCCUCUCUUUCGCCGCAACUUCUGCUUCCUUCAACAUUGACUAUGCUCACCGCUUUUUCCUUCAGCUCUCAGAUCCUACACUGUUCCAUUAUAAUGCUAUCAUAAGGGGCUUUGCGAACAGCAAAAACCCGAUUAAAUGCGUUUAUAUAUUUGCGCAAAUGUUGCUAAAUGGUGUUAUCCCUGACUAUUUGACAUACCCUUUUCUUGCUAAGGCUUCAGCGCGGCUUUCGGACCCGAAGCUUGGAGGGUGUGUACAUGGACUUGUUUUGAGAAGUGGGUUUGCGUCAGACAUUUUCAUUUCUAAUUCCUUGAUCCAUAUGUAUGGGUCUUCAGGUGAAAUAGAAAGUGCAAGGAAGAUGUUCGCGGAAAUGCCUAUGAAGAAUUUGGUUUCUUGGAAUUCUAUGUUAGAUGGGUAUGCUAAGAGUGGGGAUGUCAUUUCGAUGAGAGAAGUGUUUGAGAUGAUGCCUGAGAGGGAUGUUGUGUCGUGGAGUGCUUUGGUCGAGGGAUACGUCAAGGGUGAGAAUUACACAGAGGCAUUGGAAGUUUACGAGAAAAUGAGAGUUGAAGGGCCUAUGGCUAAUGAGGUGACGAUGGUUAGCGUUCUGUGUGCUUGUUCUCACUUGGGUGCACUUGAGCAAGGGAGGGUAAUACACCGACACAUACUAGAAAAUGGGCUGCCUUUAACUCUCGUUCUGAGGACGGCCCUUGUGAACAUGUAUGCCAAAUGUGGUGCCAUUCAGGAAGCGUUGGUUGUGUUCCAUGAGACUUUAAGUAGAAAAACAGAUGUCCUAGUGUGGAACGCUAUGAUUGGAGGGCUUGCAACUCAUGGCUAUACCUUGGAGGCGCUGAAGAUUUAUGCUGAAAUGCAGGAUAUGGGGAUCAGAGCGGAUGAGAUCACUUACUUGUGCUUGCUGAACGCUUGUGCCCAUGGAGGACUCGUGAAGGAGGCACGAAAAUAUUUUGACUCUAUCACUAAGGAUGGAAUGGUGCCAAAGAGCGAGCAUUAUGCUUGCAUGGUUGAUGUUCUAGCUCGUGCAGGUCAUUUACCGGAAGCAUACCAGUUUAUAUCUCAAAUGCCAAUAGAACCAACUGCUUCCAUGUUGGGUGCAUUAUUUAAUGGCUGUAUAAAUCAUAGAAAGCUAGAUCUUGCAGAAAUAGUGGGGAAAAGGCUCAUUGAAUUAGAUCCUGGUCAUGAUGGCAGGUAUAUUGGAUUAUCAAAUGUUUAUGCAGUUAUAAGGCGAUGGGACGAAGCAAGAAGCACAAGAGAAGCAAUGGAGUCAAGAGGAGUGAAGAAGUCUCCUGGAUAUAGCUAUGUGGAGGUUUUUGGAGUCCUUCAUAGAUUUAUUGCUCAUGAUAAGGCACAUCCUGAAUCAGAAGAAAUUUAUUUGAUGUUAAAUGUAAUUGGACAAGAGAUGAAGUUGAGAACAGAUCCGGAAAGGCAAGAAAUAACCGGUACUUCAACUGAUGAUCAUCUGAUAUAUAUAGUAUAUACUUCUGAAAGCUAUUAAUCAAUUUUUUGAACAAAUUUAAAGUGGCAUUUUUUAAAGAUCAAUGAGGAAAUGAUCGUUGAACUUUGAAAUUUAAAUUUA
Sesamum indicum (sesame) is the source of this 2017-nucleotide messenger RNA. Its product is annotated as Pentatricopeptide repeat (PPR) superfamily protein. The record is from RefSeq and is a predicted model, not a curated record. Gene Ontology annotation, biological process: RNA modification. Gene Ontology annotation, molecular function: RNA binding; protein binding. NCBI's taxonomy places the organism in Eukaryota, Viridiplantae, Streptophyta, Magnoliopsida, Lamiales, Pedaliaceae.